UAUGACCGCAAUUGGUUUCAAUAGGAGAUUUUUUGCAUCAACGUCAGCUCGUCUAAACCAGACAGAUUUGAUACCGGUGAAACAAGGGGAAUUUUCCCCCAAAAAGGUUGUUGUAUUAAGGAAAUUAACUCGCUAUGAGUAUGAGCAAACCUACUGGAAUACCAAGAAUGAUGAUAAACUAAAACCAAUCCUUAAAGCCUUGGGAUCGAAUUUUGAUGGUCUAGUUCAACGUCACGAUGAGUAUUGUACAGCUCUCGAUAAAAUUCUGCAAACUUUCAAAGACUAUCGUAUAGAUGCUCAAGUUGUAGAUCGUUCCGAGUACGACGAAAAUCUUCUUAAAGGGGUUGAUGCAGUCUUUUCUGCAGGAGGAGACGGAACUUUCCUUCUAGCCGCUUCCAAGAUAUUUAAUCAAAAUAUACCCUUGAUUGGAAUAACGACGGACCCAUUAAGAUCGGAAGGAUAUUUAUGCAUACCAAAGUCAUUAUCCAGACAAUUUGACAAGGCCCUUGGCUUUCUAUUGUCUUCUAAGUUUAAAUGGAUGUUUAGAAAUAGAAUCCGUUUGACAAUGUCUGGGCGAUAUGGUUCAAUCAGACAACAAAAUUUGCAUGAUCAACAUCUGCAAUCCCCUGAAAACCGGUUCUUAGAACAUGUACAAGAAAAUGAACUACAUUCUUGGCCAAACGAAAAUUUGCAGCAACUGCCCCCCACUUGCUUACCUAUAAGAGCGCUAAAUGAAGUCUUUAUAGGAGAGACUCUAUCUUCAAGGGUUUCUUUUUACGAAAUGUCUGUGAAUGAUGAAACUCCUCAAAAGCAAAAGAGUUCCGGAAUAACCAUCUGCACUGGAACAGGGUCUAGCUCUUGGUACUUUAAUAUCAAUCAUUUAAGUCGAAACUCGGUUGAAAACUUGUUAAAAAUUGUAAAAGAAGAAAAUCCAAAGUGUUCAAUAAAUACGAAUGAUGAAUUAUUGAUAAGGAAGAUAGCAAGAAAAUUCAACCAGUCACUAAUAUUUAGUGCUUGGGAAAAUAAAAUGGCUUAUACUGUUAGAGAUCCGGUUCUAAAUGGCAUCUUUCAAGUGUCAAACCCUAAAGGAUUCUGUCAAAAAAUGAGAGUUAAGUCUAGGAUGUGGGAUGCUUGUGUAGUAAUCGACGGUGGCGUUUCAUACUCUUUUAACGAGGGAGCCAUUGUCGAGAUGUCUAUGCUAAAAGAAGACGCUCUCAAGACUGUUUCAUUCCUAUGA
Dimorphilus gyrociliatus is the source of this 1237-nucleotide messenger RNA. Lineage: Eukaryota; Metazoa; Annelida; Polychaeta; Dinophilidae. The record is from the annotation of a GenBank genome assembly.